Messenger RNA from Marasmius oreades (fairy-ring Marasmius), 1356 nucleotides. RefSeq lists its product as uncharacterized. The record is from RefSeq and is a predicted model, not a curated record. Bases 1 to 1356 code for a protein of 451 amino acids. Lineage: Eukaryota; Fungi; Basidiomycota; Agaricomycetes; Agaricales; Marasmiaceae. The transcript has 7 exons.
AUGAAGCAUUCUGAGAAACCGCGUCCUGGAGGUCCUGUAACGAAUACUAGGACUAUAAUCAUCACGCUCCUUUUGCUACUCGUCGGAUUGACUGCAGGGUGUUUGCAAGACCCAUUUCAUGUAUGGGACCGUGUACUUGGCAAAUCCAAGUCCGGCGCAUCUUAUUUCUCCAAACAGUCCAAGCACUGCGCUGACAUCCCCCCAAUUUCCGCAAGCGAAUUUGAUGGAAGGCAACGAGAUCUAGCUAAUGCUCUCCACGCCACCAACGCAUCAGCUUACAUCGCCGAGCCAGGAGCGAGUGCACUCUAUUUCACAAAUGUCACAACCACACAGUGGAAACUUACAGAGCGUCCACUUCUGCUCAUAAUAUCACCAGAGGUCAACGCUGGGUCUGUGCUACCUAAAUUGACCAUCCUUGCUCCCCAGUUCGAGAAGUCUCGUGCAAGCAUACUCCCCAUACCCUUCGACAAUAUCCAGUUCAUUCUAUGGCCUGAAGAACAGGAUCCCUACCAGGUUCUCGUAGAUUCAAUCGACCUCCCGGAGGGAAGCAUAUACAUCGAUAGCGCAACUCGGUUCUUUAUUGUUGACGGGCUACAGAAGGCUUAUGAGAAAGGCCAAGUGUUAACAGCUCCUCCUGAAGUCACCAAGCUGAGGGAGCGCAAAUCAUCUCAUGAGAUUGACAUCAUGAGGUGUGCAAAUGAGGCAAACCUGCUGACUAUCCGCCAAGUUCAUAAGCAGUUGUACAUCGGUAUUCGAGAAUCCGAGGCUCAGAGCAUGAUAGCAUCUGCUUUGACCGAGAUGGGAUUGGAAAAUGGAGCAUGCAUAACGUUGUUCGGAGAGGACGCAGCGUUACCCCAUGGCGGCGGAACCGAUAAGCAACUAGGCGUAUCCGACUUUGCCUUGUUUGACUGCACUGCGUCUCUUCAUGGUUAUUGGAGUGAUGUUACACGGACUGUCGCGCUGCCCGAUUCCCAGAUCCCAAGCGACCAUCAGGAGAUCUGGAAACACGUGCGCUCUGCGCAGGGCGCAGCUCUUGCACAAGCUCAUGAGGGUGUUGUCGCAAAAUCGGUUGAUGCAGCUGCCCGAAAAGCUCUGGCGGAAUUCCAACUCGAUGGUUUCCUCACUCAUCGUCUUGGCCACGGGAUCGGUCUAGAAAAUCAUGAAGCACCGUAUCUCAACGGUGGGAGCGAGGCUGUUUUGACGCCGGGUAACUGUUUUUCAGACGAGCCUGGAGUUUACAUUGAAGGAGAGAUUGGCGUUCGUCUAGAGGACUGCUUCUGCAUUGACGAAAGCGGACAACCAGUCUUACUUACUAAAGGCGUGGGUGGUCAGACAUCCAGUCCAUGGUCCCCAUGA